UAUACCUCAUUAACUAUUCAAAUUCUGCAAUAUAACCGUUAAGCAGUAUUCUGCGAUAUAUUGCAUCUAUUGUAAUUAUACCAAGAAGGGAACCGCUUUUAAAAUCGGAUCUACUAAUGGGUCACCCAGGUAUGAAAGGGUCGGGUAGAGUUUAACCUUGAGAUAUGUCUAAUCUUUUUACCACUAUUUUCCAACUAAUGACCUCUCGAGCCUUCCCACUCCUUUCCAUGAAUAACCUCUUCGGCCAAUUGAAUUAACUAAAAUUAUCUACACCACACUUCUUUGCCUUCGCCCAUUUCCGUCAACGUUCAAAGUCCUCCCCGAGCAAGUUGUGAGAAGUCAGUGCACAUAAAUCCUUCGGAAGAACAACACCCAUUUUACAGACACAAAUAUUCGAGUGCCCAGUCUCUAAUAUUACAAGGUCCGAGAUUCCCGGCAGCAUGUAGAUAAUCUGCUGAAACGAGAAAAAUGGGCGCCGGAGAGAAGCAACCGGGAGUGCCAAGCCUGCCGCCCCCAAAGAAGCGGGUGCAGUUGGAAAGAACCUCGAGUUUACAAGCGGUGGCGUCACCGACGCCGAAAAAGCUGAACCGGAGAACAGCGACGUCACUGUUACUGACGCGUUGGAUAGGAGGAGGUCACGAUCGUUCUUCGCUGGUGAAACAGGAGGCGACCGUAGAGGACGGAUGGGUACCGGAGGAACACUGCAUGGAUUUUGGAACACCGCCACCGGUCGAAGAGCCGCACUGUUACUCGAUGUGCUUGAGCGAAAGCUCCUUUACGGAGGAGUCUAACUACGUGAUAGCGGUCUGCAGGGAGACCAUCAAGGGCAUCCUUACCGAGCACAUGAGGGGUGUCGGGGGGCGUUUGCAGCUCUUCGAGGACGUCGAGUUGGGCCGAAUAACCGACCAGAGCAUCGGACGCGUCCUUGACAGUUGCAAGUCGGUGGAAGCCGAGGCGCUCUUCCUCUACGCAAGCUUCCUUGGCCGCAACGAGCUCCUCCCAAAAUUUUUGGAAGCCGAAGUCGACGUGAACCACGCCGAAGCGGAGCAGGGAUUGACGGCCCUGCAUCUCUGCGCGUUCAGUAACUCCCUGAAGGGUGUUAAGUUUUUGAUAAAAAACGGGGCCCGCGUUAACUCCCGAAAAAUCUACACUCCCUUCCAGUACGCGGCUUUUGGAAACUCCUACGACGUGGCGAAGUUCUUCCUGGACGAGGGUGUGGCCCAGGUCGUACCCAGCGGCGAUGACACCGUUCUCCACUGCGCGGCCAGGAGCAACGCACUCGAGGUCCUGCGGCUCGUUGCUACUGGAAAUCCCGACCUCAACACCCUCGACUGUGCGGGCCUUGCGCCCAUCCACUACGUCACUGAUCGCGACCACCCUGGAUGUCUCGCUGCGCUUCUCCAAGCCGGCUGCCAAGUCGAUGUGACCACCAGGAAGGGCGAUACGGCCCUACACCUCGCGGCCGAGGCCGGCUGCGCCGAGAAUCUCGAAAUUCUUCUGGACCACGGGGCCGAUCCCACCCUGAAGAACCAUCGCGCUCAGACAGCGCUUCAUCUGGCGGCAAGGGCGCACUCGCUAGAGGGCGUCAAGGUCCUGCUCAAGAAAGGCGGCAGCAACCCCAACGACGAGGACAACGACGGACGCACUCCGCUCCACGUCGCACUGGGAAGAUCCACCCUUGCCUUCGACGUUUCGGAGUUCCUCGUCGCCUGGAAGGCGGACGUUAACAAGGCCGACAAAUACGGAUACACACCCCUCCAUGUUGCCGCCAUCAACGAGCUGUCCCAGUGCGUCGACAUCCUGAUACUCAACGGCGCUGACCUCAGCGCCAAGACCAAGGGCGGAACCACCGCGCUCUCCAUAAUACUCAGAAAGACACCGACCUCCCUCAACGUCUUCAAGGAGAAACUCGACAGCUCAAUCGCACUACGUCAGCACGGCUCGGCCACCGGUGAGGUCGAACUAAGGCUCGACUUUCAUCCGCUCCUGCAGCACGGUAGGCAGAGCGAGAUCGGCUACCUGGCCACCUUCAUCACCGAGGGGUACAAGGAGGUCCUCGAACACCCGCUCUGCCAGUCGUUCCUUCACCUUAAGUGGCAGAAGAUCAGGAAGUACUACGUGGGCAGGCUGCUCUUCUACCUCCUCUACGUCCUCGUCGUUACCGUCUGGGUGAUGACUGCGCUUGCUCAUAACUACUACAACGAGAGUCGGGGGGUGUUCGACGAGGGCCGACAGCCCGGUAACAACACGACAACGAGUAUCAUCAACGAGAUAUUGUACCAUCAUCCGGUCGUCAUGGAGAUCGCGUGGUACGCGUUGACGAUACUCACGGUGCUGGAAGUGCUGCGGAAGGUAGCAGGGAUUUCGACCUUCGUCUCUGUCCGGCAGUUCUUCACCCAGGUCGAUAAUCUCGUCGAGUGGUGUGUCGUCAUCAGCGUGUUCGCCAGCUCGUUCAUAUUCACUGGAAGAACCUACAGCUGGCAGAACCACAUUGGUGCCUACGCCGUUCUCUGCGGGUGGACGAACCUUAUGCUGAUGAUCGGACAACUCCCGAUGUUCGGUGCCUACGUCGCCAUGUUCACCAGCAUUCAGGCCCAAGUCAUAAAGCUUCUCAUGGCCUAUGCUUGUCUGCUGAUCGGCUUCACCGCCAGCUUCUGCGUUAUGUUUCCUCAAUCGAAAGCGUUCAGCAGUCCCCACACCGGGCUGAUCAAGGUACUUGUGAUGAUGACGGGCGAGGUUGACUUCGAGAGCCUGUUCUUUCCUGGGAAUGACGACCUUGAGACCAUGGCUAAGUCCAACGGGUCGUCUUGGGUCCUUUUACAGGUUUCGGCUCAGCUCUGCUUUCUGCUCUUUCUCCUCUUCGUCACGAUCGUCCUGAUGAAUCUGCUAGUCGGUAUCGCCGUACACGACAUCAAGGGCCUCCAGAAGACGGCCGGCCUUGCCAAACUCGUCAGACAAACGAAGCUCAUCUGCGAGGUCGAGACCGCACUUUUCCUCGGUCUUCUGCCUCGGCGACUCAUCAGAAUGCUCAAGUGGACGGCCUUCGUUCUACCUCCAUGCCUCAGGGUCGUUCUUACUGUUCGGCCUCUCAAUCCCAGGGAGAAGAGACUUCCGCCCGACGUCCUUGCCUCCGCUUACAGGAUAGCUAGGGACCGGAAGUGCACACCGAUUGGCGGAACUCUUCGCAGCAGGGCGAGUUGCAGUACUACUUACACUUACGUAAAAAGCGAUGGUGACUCAACGCUGAGACGCGAUGUUCACAUCGAAGAUGACGAGGACGACGCGGUCGUCAGGGCGUCUAGUCAGCCGGAAACGAUUCAAAGAUCUUCGGGCGGUGACAUAAGUCAGUUGAGGGAGGAAAUUUUUGAGCUCAAAAAAAUAUGUGACCAAAAUCAGAAGCUCAUUCAAGAUUUGGUAGUCGCCUUGGCGAUGGAUUCGAGAAACGGUUCAGAAGACGUGUAAAGUUAAGAUCACUGACUUGGUGAUAUAUUUUUUAUAAUUACGUCAUGUGAGGUCAACUUUCCAGUGACUGAUAAAAGUGUGCUGAAAAUACUUUACUUUCCAUGUAAUACUAAUAUUAGAAAAUAUUAUCAGUAUCGUAUUCAACAACUCCGUCUGCGUAGGAUGUUUGUAUUACGUAUUGUGAUUCGUAACUGAUUGGUUUGACUGAGCUAAGAUAAAAACCAAUGUCGUGAAUUUAUUUGAUGAUUUUACAAUGAACUUGAUGUAGCUAAAAGAAUCGCAAUUGUCUGAGACGAGCCAUUUAUACUCAAAAGACGUGUCGGCUCGUUACAGCCAUUUCAGGUACUUAAGUAAUGUUGUUCAACAAAUAUUGUAAAUAGGCAUGUAUUUUUGUUGAAACAGAUUAAAGCACGGAAUGGAAGCACUUUUAUCAUA
Neodiprion fabricii is the source of this 3897-nucleotide messenger RNA. Its product is annotated as transient receptor potential channel pyrexia. Lineage: Eukaryota; Metazoa; Arthropoda; Insecta; Hymenoptera; Diprionidae. The record is from RefSeq and is a predicted model, not a curated record. The transcript is spliced from 2 exons. The coding region runs from base 469 to 3462 and encodes 997 amino acids. Gene Ontology annotation, biological process: monoatomic ion transport; transmembrane transport. Gene Ontology annotation, cellular component: membrane. Gene Ontology annotation, molecular function: protein binding; monoatomic ion channel activity.